AUGACGUCGAACCACGAAGAAAGUUCGGCUAUUCUUUCCUUUUUCGAUGCUCGCAAGAUUUUACAUGUGCAGGAUCAAGCUGCCGUUCGUUUACGAUUGUAUCGACGUAUGCCAACUUUCUUGUGCAAUGGCCGCAUCAGCGGCAUGGUCGGUAGAGUGAAUGGUUACUUCCACUUGAACAUCGAACACUCCUGUGGGCAUGAGGCUGCACCUGCCGUCGAAAAUAACGCCGUCCCGCAAAAUUUCAGAUCGGCAGAGACGCUCGUCGGCAGAGUCACUGAUAAGGGUGUCUGUAAGAUUUUCACCUCAGCACAAAACAACAGAUACAGAGAAGAUAUCAGCAUGGACACUGUAAGAGAAUGAAUUUUGAUAUAAAAAGAUGGAAAGUUGCUUGGGGCGCGCAAGCUUUCCAUGCAGGAUUAAUUAAAAUAACAACUAAUGAUGCUAACCGUCCAGGGAUGGAAGGCUCCAUAAAAAAAUCAUUUGAUACAUAGUGUACAGAAGUUGAGAUAAUAUAACAGAAAAGGCUACAGUACAUAGCGUGCUAUUUUAUAAAGUGCGCGUGCGGACAUGGCAGUGGAUAUUUAUCAAUAGAGCUUGAUUAGCAGUGUAUUCUGGAAAACGGAUUAUGGUUCGGUUACAUGAUUAACCGCUCGGAGAAAUUAAUUUCCGAAAUCCGUUUCCGUGAUUUUUUUUAAAUGGCUAGGUAGGCGU
Messenger RNA from Zychaea mexicana, 714 nucleotides. RefSeq lists its product as uncharacterized. The transcript is spliced from 5 exons. NCBI's taxonomy places the organism in Eukaryota, Fungi, Mucoromycota, Mucoromycetes, Mucorales, Lichtheimiaceae. The record is from RefSeq and is a predicted model, not a curated record. The coding region runs from base 1 to 363 and encodes 120 amino acids.